GGAGAAGAUCCAUUUAAUUUACGUUAUGUACGUAUAAUAUCUUCCUUAGAUGAGAUAGAGGAAUAUAUAAAAGAGGAGCCAACACCUCCUGCUGCUGCUGCUGCUGCUGCUGCUGCUGCUGCUGCAGCAGGUGCAGCAGGUGCAGGAGGAGGAGGAGGAGGAGGAGGAGCAACAGGAGUAGGAGGAAUAACAGGAGGUAAUAAUAGAAAAAAACAACACCCUCCUUGUGUCCUAUUAGCUGCACCAGGUAUGCUACAAGGAGGUGUAUCCUUAGAGGUAUUCAAGUAUUGGGGAAAAGAGAAGAAAAAUAAGAUAAUAUUUACUGGUUAUACAGUAAGAGGAGAAGAAAAAGGAGAUAAUAAAGAAGAAGAGAUAGAGGAGGAAGAAGAAGAGGAAGAGGAAGAGGAAGAGGAGGGGACAGAAGAAGAAGAAGAGGAGGAGACACAGGAGGAAGAAGAGGGGACAGAAGAAGAAGAGGAAGAAGAUAAUAAUAAUAAUAAUAAUAAUAAUAAUAAUAAUAAUAAAGAGGGAGAAGGAGAAGAAGAAGAAGAAGAAAAAGAAGAAGAAUUAGAUUGUUUGCUACUGCAGCAAGACGGAGAUCAUCCUGUGCUGCUAGCAGCAGCAGAAACGGAGACACUUGCUGGUGUUGCUUGCUGCUGCUUGCUGCAGCAAAUAAGUGUCUCCUUUCCUCUUCCUUUAUAUGUACUUAUGCAUGCAGCUAGACAAAUCUUUGAUGAUGUACAGCCUGUUCUCUGUACAUGCAGCAACAGCAGCAGCAGCAACAGCAGCAGCAGCAGCAGCAGCAGCAGCAGCAGCAAGAAGGGUACAAAAGAUGAUGGUUGCUGCAACACAUGCGGCUUUGUUGUUUCUUCAUGUGUUACUGUACAACGAUUACCUGAUGAGCAGCAACAGCAGCAGCAGCAGCAGCAGCAGCAGCAGCCGGAACAGCAGCAGCAGGAGCAGCAGCAAAAGGAAAAGGACAAGGAGCAGCAAGAAGAGGAGCAGAGGGAAAAGGAGCAACAAGAACAGUUGCUACAGGAGCACCUUCAGCAGCAGCAGCAGCAGGAUGAGGAAGAGGAGGAGGAGCAGCAGCAGCAGCAGCAAAUAGUACGUUAUAAUGAAUUAGAGGCAGUAGCAUUAUUAAAGGCAGUAGCUGCUGCACCUCCUGCAUCUGCUGCUCUAUCUCCUGUUGCUGCAGCAGCAGCAGCAGCAGCAGCAACAGGAAAUAUAGAGGUAAGAUGGGAGUCUAGUCCUUCUGCUGAUUUAUUAGCUGACUCUAUCCUCUUCUUAUCUUGUGAUUUGCUACGUCUACGGAUUUGCUGCGGAGGAGACGCAGCAGAUGCAUGCAGCAGCAGCAACAGCAGCAGCAGCAGCAGCAGCAGCAGCAGCAGCAGCAGCAGCAAGGAGGCGAUGCAGCAAAUAGAGCUGCUGCAGGUUGUUAAGCAACAUCUAGAGGAACAGUAUGGGCCUAUUAAGAUUUGUAUAAGGCAAAGAGGCAAACAAAUAGACACAGGAGGAGGAGGAGGAGCAGCAGCAGCAGCAGCAGGAACUCCAGCAGCAGCAGCAGCAGCAGCAGCAGCAGCAAGUGGAGCAGCAGCACUAAGUGCAGCAGGUGGGAUGAUUAGAGAGGUGUCUAUAGAAGAAGCAGCAAACAUAGAUGAAGAUAUUUACUCUUUGUGUCUUGUCUUCCAUACAGCAGCAGGGAAAUCAGCAGCAGCAGCAGCAAAUGCAGCAGCAAAUGCAGCAGCAGCAACAGGAAAAGCAACAGCAAAAACAGAGCCAGCAGCAGCAACAGAUGAUGACAGAUUGGCAAUCAAGUCAGAAUCUGCUGCUGCUGCUGCUGCUGCUAAAGGAUCAGAUGCAGCAGCAGCAGACAAGGAUACAGCAGCAGCAACUGCAGCAACUGCAGCAACUGCAGCAGCAGCAGCAGAUGGUAAGGAGGGAGGUGUCUCCUCAUCUAUUGAGGAGACAGUUGAAGUUUGUGUCGACUUCACAGAGAGACAGGUCUACUGCAGCAACCCCACACUGCAGCAAAAGGUUAGGAGUACGGUAGCAGCAGUAGAGAAGGGACUCCUUCCUGCUGUACUCCCAUGGUAA
Messenger RNA from Eimeria maxima, 2097 nucleotides. RefSeq names its product cleavage and polyadenylation specificity factor, putative. Lineage: Eukaryota; Apicomplexa; Conoidasida; Eucoccidiorida; Eimeriidae. The record is from RefSeq and is a predicted model, not a curated record. Gene Ontology annotation, cellular component: nucleus. Gene Ontology annotation, biological process: regulation of transcription by RNA polymerase II. Gene Ontology annotation, molecular function: transcription cis-regulatory region binding. The annotation marks the transcript as partial. The transcript has 3 exons.